AUGAGACGGCUAUUCUUUUCGGAGGAUGCCUCGCGGAAGUUCAUGGAGGCCGGAGAGAGGGGUGGUGUUGGCUGGGAAGGAGCACGAGGUGGAUGGGGACUAAGUGAUGCCCCCGAAAGACGGGAUUUUACAGAUGGCCCUGAACGACCUGAACGACCAGAACGAGCUGAACUGAUGGAAGGAUGUGCUCUGUGA
Hymenoscyphus albidus is the source of this 195-nucleotide messenger RNA. The record is from the annotation of a GenBank genome assembly. NCBI's taxonomy places the organism in Eukaryota, Fungi, Ascomycota, Leotiomycetes, Helotiales, Helotiaceae.